Molecule: messenger RNA, 1977 nt
Organism: Dictyostelium purpureum
Lineage: Eukaryota; Evosea; Eumycetozoa; Dictyosteliales; Dictyosteliaceae
Exons: 2
Coding region: 1-1977 (658 amino acids)
Cellular component (GO): mitochondrion
Source: RefSeq, a predicted model, not a curated record
AUGAAUAAACAACUAUACCUAAAUUUAUUUUCAAAAUUUAAAAAUACAAAUAAAUAUAAAAAUGUAUUUUCAAAUAAUUCAAAUAAAACAUAUAUUUUAACAAAUAAUAAUCAAAAUAAUAAAUUUAAUUUAAAUAAUAAUAAUAACAGUAGUUUUAAUAAUAAUAGUAAUAAUAGUAGUUUUAAUUUUAACUUUAAAUUCAAAAAUAAUAAUAAUAAUAAUAAUAAUAAUAAUAAUAAUAAUAAUAAUAAUAAUAAUAAUAAUAAUAAUAAUAAUUCAAAUAAAUUUAAUAAAAAUAUUAUAAAUUUCAAUUCAUUAAUAAUUUAUACAAGUUUAUUAGUUACUAAUAAUAAUAUUAAUGAUAAUAAUCAUAAUAACCCAUACUCAUUAAAUAACUAUACAUCUGGACAACCAUUACAGGAUUAUUCGAUUGUAUUAUUAAACCCAUAUGAAGCGAUUAAGGAGAUAUCAAACAAUGACGAAGAAAAAGUUAAUUUAUGGGUAGUAUCAAAAAGAGUGUUACAACUAGGGUUAAUAUUUUUACCAUGUCUAGUUACUUUUCCAAUAUGUUUUAUUCCAAGCAUAAAUCAUUAUUGGUGGGAUUUAUUAUUAAAUACAAUACAAUUUAGCGGUACAUGUUGGAUUAAAUUUGGACAAUGGAUUAGCACAAGACCAGAUUUGUUCCCAGAGUUAUUAUGCGACAAAUUCUCUUUACUCCAUAGUAAUUGCCCAUCGCACGACUAUGCUUUUACAGAGAAAUUAAUAGAAAGGAAUUUUGGCAAAUCGGUUGAUCAACUAUUUUUGUAUUUUGAAAAAGAACCUAUGGCAUCUGGAUCCGUUGCUCAGGUACACAAAGCAGUUACCAGGGAAGGUAAAGUUUCUGUCGUCAAAGUAUUACAUCCUGAUGUUAAAGAUAAUAUAAAUAGGGAUUUCUUUAUUAUCUAUUCUUUAGUGUGGGCUUUCAGUCAUAUUCCAGAGAUGAAGUGGUUAAGUUUACCAGAGUCCGUUUUAGAGUUUGGCAAAUCGAUGAACAAGCAAUCAGAUUUAGAAUUAGAGGCAAACCAUUUAAAUCGUUUCAAUAAAAACUUCAAAUAUAACCCAGAGAUUGUAUUUCCAAAGCCAAUUUACCCACUAGUUUCGAAAGAAGUUUUAGUAGAAUCAUACGAACCAGGUGCACCUAUCAUGGACUUUAUAAAGAAAAAUAAUAAGCAUAAUCCAACACUAGCUAAAAUGGGUUUAUCAGCAUAUUUGAAAAUGAUGCUGUUUGAUAACUUUGUGCAUGCAGAUUUACAUCCAGGUAAUGUUUUAGUUAGAACUCAAGAUGAAGUGGAACCAUCAAAAAUUUUAAACAAUGCUUUAAAUCGAAAAACAUUAAAGGCACUAAGAAAGAGACACAUAGAGCAUCAUAGCAAACACAAACAUCUAUAUCAAAUCGACUUUAAGGAAAAUAUUGAUCCAGCACCAAAAUUAAUCUUUUUAGAUGUUGGUUUAGUAACUCAGUUAGGUCCACAAGAUAAAGAUCAUUUUGUAGAGCUAUUCACCGAAAUUGUAAAUGGUAAUGGAAAACAAGGUGCAGAGCUUUUGGUUAGAUAUGCCAGAGAAGCAAAGUGUACUGAAGAAGAGCUAUACGAAUUUACAGAGCGUAUGGGGUCCCUUUUUUCAAAAGUCCAAAACUCAAAAUUAAGUGAAAUUCAUGUUGGUCUUUUCCUUAGCGAAAUAUUAAGUUUAGUAAGAGAGUAUCAUGUAAAGAUUGAAAGCAAUUUUGCGACAUUAGUUAUGGGUACUAUUGUAUUGGAGGGUUUAGGUAAACAAUUGGAUCCAAGUUUAGGGUUAUUAAAAGCAGCAAUUCCUUUCCUUUUAAAAUCAAAAGUUUAUUCAUUCAGAGAUACCUUAAAAAAUUUAUUUAAAAGAAACGAUAAAGAGGAUAAUAAUAAUAAUAAUAAUAAUAAUAAUAAUAAUAUUAAUAAAGCCAAAUAA